Phytophthora sojae is the source of this 2175-nucleotide messenger RNA. RefSeq lists its product as hypothetical. Gene Ontology annotation, biological process: mitotic spindle assembly checkpoint signaling; endoplasmic reticulum to Golgi vesicle-mediated transport. NCBI's taxonomy places the organism in Eukaryota, Oomycota, Peronosporomycetes, Peronosporales, Peronosporaceae. The transcript is spliced from 7 exons. The annotation marks the transcript as partial. Gene Ontology annotation, cellular component: RZZ complex. The record is from RefSeq and is a predicted model, not a curated record.
GUCCGCAGGAAGCUGGAGGAGACCCACGGGGAGAUCGUCCACGUGCGGGGCGAGGUGGUGGAGGCGCUGCGCUCGUUCUACGCGUCGUCGUCGGCCAUCUCGGCGGCCGACGCGGUCAAGAUCGCGGCCAAAUGGGGCGCGUCGCACGCGUUCCCCAUGGCGGGGGACGACGCCGACGCCUCGGACCUGCAGGAGAAGAUGCGGCACCUGAAUGUGGCGCUGCUGGACGCCGUGGACCGCCUCCAGCUGGACGAGAGCGGCGAGAUGGCGCCCGAGGCGCAGCUGCUGCUGUCCUUCACGCAGCGCGAGCGGCUCAAGAAGCAGGUGCAGCAGUCCAAGGCCAUGCUCACGCUGAUCGAGCAGCUCACGGAGAUGGACCGGCUGCUGGGCGACGUGGACGAAGCCAUCGACCAGCAGCGCUUCGUCGCCGCGUCCGAGAACGUCGCGGAGGUCGAGAGGCUCGUGCGCGAGCUAACGGAGGCUGAACAGGGAGAAGGAGGCAACGUGGAGGACCGGAAGAUCAUCCGCGUGGUGAAGCUGCAGCUGCUGAGCAAGAAGAACCGACUGCUGAACCAGCUCGCGAGGUACUUCGCCUGCACUGCCGUGUGGAAAGACGGCGCGCUGAAGGUGACGGCAGGCUUCGUCGAGAACGAGUUUGAGACGACAAACGUGUCGAUGGAGGAACGACGCAGUGAUUUUUGGAGAGCGUGCGAUGUUUUGGAGAUACUCACGCCCAAGUUGAAAGAGAUCGCUAAGGCCGUCUCCCAGCACCUCAUCAAGCCCAUGCUGCAGAUGCCACUUAGCUCAGUGCAACUGACGCGCGACGACAGUGGGGUGGCACUGAGAAUUGUGGCUCAGGAUGUGAAUGUCGACGAUUCCUCGGCUGAGAGCGAGGUAGAGAGCAAGUGUGCAAAUGUCGUGAGCGUGCUUCAGUUCGUGCACGCGGAGUUGUUCGCGGGAAACGCCGAGUUGAUGAACCAGCUCGGGGAUUUCAUGUGGAAGAUCCCUGGUAACCUCGAGGCACAGCUCAUGAACCUGCUACAGGAUAAAAUCCCACAGGAUGCUGCCGCGCUGGAUGCAUACCGAGAUGUGCUCGUUACCACGGUUACGAGCUUGGAGAACACGUUAGUAGCGAUUGGUUUCUCGGCUAGCAGCAAUAGUCAGCUGCGAGGAUUCGUCGACCAACUCAACCAGUACGCCAUUUUGAGCCGUGGACGCGAUCUAAUGCGUCAAGGCUACCAUGAUUCUGUUAAAAUCACUGGUGCCACGGAGAAAUGCAGCCUUAAUCCAACUGGAGGCACUGGCAAAAAAGGAGGCAAAGGGGGUUCAGGAGCGAGCUCCUCUCUCGUCAGCUCUAACGCUGAUGAUGUCGAAAGUAGCUGCUUCCAGAUACCUGACUAUCGUGUGACUGUAUGUGCGCACGAAGUGGUGGAACUGGCGCACCAGACCCUGGUUGAGACAUGCACGGCUGACGCAAUGAGCGCGAAGUUGCUUUUCCAGACGUCUCGAGAUCUAUUCUUCCUGUUCCGGACGAUUGUGCCCACGUUAUACGAAGACGAUAUUGCGAAUGACUCGCGGGCCUGCAUGCUUUAUCACAACGAUUGUCUCUACAUCACGUAUCACAUGCUCGUUAUCGGGCAUCUCUACAAGCAUCGGUUACCAGCACCGCUCAGCCAAACUGCCACGAUGAUCGACAUGGUACCUUCGUUUCGAGAUGACGGCGAGCACGCACUGACUUCGUAUGUCACUGCCCAACUAGACGAGGUAGCAUCUGGGAUGAAGACCCUACCGUCGCUUGGAGCCCUCGAUUCGGAAUAUGAUAUGGAGCUUGUCGAGAGCUUCUUGAAGAGUACACUCUAUAAACUGAAUGGGAUGAGCUCCUCGUGGCAAGAAGGGUUGCCGACAGCCGUGUACAACAAAGUGAUGUCGCGGAUGCUUGAGCCUCUUGUAAAGAACGUUGUGAAUGGCAUCUUGAGUCAAACGAAAAUUUCCGAAAACACUGGAGCUCACCUGCAUCACUUGCUGUCAUUGCUUCUGGAGUCUGAAACACUAUUUGCAUCCCCCGCCCAAGCCGCGAAGCAUGUUCCAAGUAUCGGAAGGCUCUCGAAACUCACUGCAAUUCUGGUACAAAUGCAUCGCUGUUUCCUCUCCAACCCCUUGAACAUGCGUAUCUAA